AUGCACACUCCACACAGAAAGAUUCCGGACCCAGGGUCAAACCCAGGACUUUCGUAUUUCUCUGCCGGACUCGGACUGAUAACGGUGUUGCACAUAUAUUUAGAACCCUGGAGAGGAACACUGCUAACGCAGUAUUUUAAUUUAACACACUUUGCUUUAUCGUGUGAUUCAACUGUCUGUCAGUACAUCCUGCCAGAUUGUUUAAAUGUCGUGGUGAUGGCGGAUGACGAUGAUUGCCCAGAGUUGGUGCCCAUCGACACCGAGCCGGAUGGUCCUGCAGAGCAGAUCCCUGUCACCAUCAUCACUGGCUACCUUGGCGCUGGAAAGACCACACUGCUGAACUACAUUUUAACCGAACAACAUAGCAAACGGAUUGCUGUCAUACUCAAUGAAUUUGGAGAAGGUAGCGCCCUUGAGAAGUCCCUGGCAGUGAGCCAUGCUGGAGAACUUUAUGAGGAGUGGUUGGAGCUGAGAAAUGGCUGCCUUUGUUGCUCUGUCAAGGACAAUGGCCUUAAAGCUAUUGAGAACCUGAUGGAGAAGAAGGGAAAGUUUGACUACAUCCUUUUGGAAACCACAGGACUUGCUGAUCCAGGUGCUGUAGCCUCCAUGUUCUGGGUUGACGCAGAACUCGGCAGUGACAUCUACCUGGAUGGCAUCGUGACCGUCAUCGACGCCAAGUAUGGACUGCAGCAUCUAACAGAGGAAAAAGCUGAUGGUCUUGUGAAUGAAGCUGCAAGGCAAAUUGCGCUGGCUGACCUGACUAUUAUCAAUAAGACUGAUCUGGUGACGGAAGAAAAACUUGCUCAAAUCCGAGAUGCUGUUAGGUCAAUCAACGGUGUGGCCAAGCUCCUGGAAACCCAGAGAUCAAGGGUAGACCUCUCUGAAGUUCUCGACCUUCACGCCUUUGACAGUAAAGAUGGCACAAAUUUAUCCGAGAAGUUGCAGAUGGUGAAACCGACCAGCCCUCAUCUUGAUAAGAGUAUUUUAACGAUGACGUUUGAAGUGGUUGGAAGUCUUUCAGAGGAUGCCCUAAAUGUUUUCAUUCAGGAUCUCCUUUGGGAAAAGACGCUGAAAAACAAAGAGGGGCAACCCAUGACUGUCAUCCGCUUAAAGGGAAUAGUGGCGCUGGCGGCUAAAGCCCACCAAGUCAUGCUGCAGGGGGUCCACGAGCUGUAUGAGCUCAAUGAGACACCCCAGCUUUGGGGGGAGCACCUGCGGGUCAGCCGACUGGUCUUUAUAGGAAGGAACUUGGACAAGGAUAUUCUGCAACAACAUUUCAUCUCCACGGUGGUACAAAGAGAUAAAUAACCAGAAGAAGAUACGGUCUAAACAGAAGAGCAGAUCUUCGGGCUCGGUCUGUUAUUUCCUCAAGAUGAUGAAGCACAUGCACGAGAGGUUAGCUGAUGUUAACGAGAAUAGGAGGCGUGUGGUUUUCUAUUUAUAAUGGUUUCUAUAAACAAUACCAAUUAUGUACUUUGUUACAAGUGAGUAGUGCAUUAUUGCUGUCCAAUGAAAACCAUAUAAAGUAUCUCCCUUUUGUGUUUUUUUCCUUUAUAGCUGAAACAUGAAGAACAUAUGUGUAUGCUUUUCCAUUAAAUACAACACAAACUUACAAAUAUGGGGCAAAAAAAAUUGCUUUUCAUUGGCGGAAACAGUUGUCCAAUUAAAGCCUACAUCUCCACAUGAGUUUUUCUAUGUUAGAUCCAAAAUAUGAAUAAAUAUGACCUGUUUUUCAGAUGAAGACUUUCAACAUUUGGAGAGAACAUGUUUUCAUUGACACCUUUGAAAAACAUGAGGGGUGUAACGGUACGUGUAUUUGUAUCGAACCGUUUCGGUACAGGGUGUUCCGGUUCGGUUCGGAGGUGUACCGAAUGAGUUUCCACACGGACAUAUUAAGUAGCGUACCGCACGUUGUGUAACCAAUGAACACCGAGGCACAACACACGGCAUGCUAGCAGCUAACAGGCUACAAUAGACUGACCAUACGUCCUCUUUUCACCGGACAUGUCCUCUUGCGGAGCUGUCAGGGCGGGGUUUCUUAAAUGCCUCAAAUGUCCGGCAUUUUGAGUUAGGGUUGCGUGUAUUUUCAAUGUACGUUCAGGGUUAAGAAGGGGUUAAAAACAAAACAAAUUGUGCACAUGGCAGCAUUGGUGAGGGAGGGGCAGAGACAGAGAGAACGAGAGAGUUAUGAUAAACGCGCCUGCGUCGCCAGGCUCUGCUUUUUAUCCAUAGAUUUAUCAGAUUUAAUUUUUUAUCAUCUAUAGCAGGGGUGUCAAAAGUGUGCCCCGGAGGCCAUUUGCGGCCCACAGCUACUGUUUUAAAGGCCCACUGUCAGGCUUGGUAAAAAGGAUAGGACUCAGAUGCAGAGUAGGGAACUUAGACAGGCUUUUAUUUUGACAGCUUCCUUUCACCUCCAAAGUCAAGGAAUUACAAUAUCUAUAUUAACCAAAAAACUAAUCGGCGAAAAAGGUUCCAAAAAAUAGGAACAACCGAAAAUCACUCCGAACGGACGAAAACACAAAAGCAAAGAACUAUAAUUGGCGCCGUAUAUGCUAUAAAAUGUAUUAACAAAAAAACGCUCCAACAGGAGGAAGAAACAACAGCUAUGAAAAAUUCUACACUAUCUAAUCUAAUAAAGUUUAACAAAAAUUGUCACUCAAAAAUUUGAGGAAAGAAUGAAAAAUAACUGAUAACUAGUGAUGGGUCCGGCAACACCGAUGCAUCGGCGCAUGCGUCGAGCUCAUAGAGCGAAACCCUGUGUCGGUGCGCGUACCGCUUUUAGAAAGUCACGUGACCGAUCAUGAGCUGUUUUGGUCACGUGACCGAUUCGCGAACUGUGUCGCACUGACGCCUCCUCUGUGCCCUGUGAGCGGGUCUUUUCUACAGCCGGAGAAAUAAUAACUAAGAAGAGAAAGCGUCUAAAAUUGAAUACGUUAGAAAAACUGUUUUUUUUUUAAAUAAAAAUGUGUAAAAAAAAAAAAAAAAAAUUCCAGGUCCACAAGCAUCCUCAUCCACAACACGUUCUCUUAGAUUUCUAUGUUAUGAUACAUGUUCACAACAUUAUUUAUUGACUGUAUUUAAAAAAGACAAAAAAUAUAUUUUUAUUUAAAUUAAGUUAUUAAAUCAUUCUAAAUGAAAUACAAUGACUUGGUUUAUAUUAUUGUAUAUACUAGGUCAGUGGUUCUCAACCUUUUUUCAGCAAUGUACCCCCUGUGAAUUUUUUUUAAAUUCAAGUACCCCCUAAUCAGAGCACAGCAUUUUUGGUUGAAAAAAAAAAAAGAUAAAGAAAUAAAAUACAGCACUAUGUCAUCAGUUUCUGAUUUAUUAGAUUGUAUAACAGUGCAAAAUAUUGCUCAUUUGUAGUCGUCUUUCUUGAACUAUUUGGAAAAAAAGAUAAACAUAACUAAAAACUUGUUGAAAAAUAAACAAGUGAUUCAAUUAUAAAUAAAGAUUUUUACACAUAGAAGUAAUCAUCAACUUAAAGUGCCCUCUUUGGGGAUUGUAAUAGAGAUCCAUCUGGAUUCAUGAACUUAAUUCUAAACAUUUCUUCACAAAAAAAAAAUCUUUAACAUCAAUAUUUAUGGAACAUGUCCACAAAAAAUCUAGCUGUCAACACUGAAUAUUGCAUUGUUGCAUUUCUUUUCACAGUUCUUUUUGACAGACAUUUCAGUGACAAACCUGAGCUUGUGCUUCACUGAGUUUAUGAACUUACAUUCAUAUUUUGUUGAAGUAUUAUUCAAUAAAUAUAUUUAUAAAGGAUUUCUGAAUUGUUGUUAUUUUUAGAAUAUUUAAAAAAAAUCUCACGUACCCCUUGGCAUACCUUCAAGUACCCCCAGGGGUACGCGUACCCCCAUUUGAGAACCACUGUACUAGGUCAUAAAAUCAGUGCCAGUUGAGUCGGUCCAUAGGUUGCCUGUAGGGAUUUUUAAUGUCCAGCAGAUGUCAGUAUUUAGUGACACAGUAUCGACACAGUAUAAAUACAGUUUUGCAAUGUGUCGAAACGCUUCAUGACGCCUCAUCAACCCAUCACUACUGAUAACUCACCACUUCGGCUGAAUAAACUAAAUAACAAAAAAUCACUCUGCUGAGAAGGAAGAAAGGAAAACUCAAAAUAGCAACGAAGGGAUUCAGGAUCAAGGAACAUAAGCACGAGGCAAGGCAUGGACAUGGACAUGGAUGCUAGAGAGCACGAAUAAACGAGACAAUCUGGCACAGAACAAAGGGAGGAGUGGGCUUAUAAGACACAUGAGGGUAAUAGGGAACAGGUGGAAACAAUCAGGGAACCGGGAUGACGUCAGACUGAUGACACAAAAGGAAGGGCAAGUGACCUGAAACGAGAGGAGAGUUACUUUUCAAACUAAAACAUGCAAAUCACAAGACAGAAAAAAACAAGACAAGACAUCCCUCACCACGAUGUGACACCCAUGGCACAUUCUAAAAAUAUUAUUAAAAUAAACAAAAACAUAACAAAAGUGAAAUAAAAAAGCUUAAAGGUUAAAUGUAAUUUAGAAAAAGUUGCAAUGUUGACUAAUAAAACAAAGCUGUUUUUUUUUUCUUUCAAACUGUCAUUGCUCAAAACAUUAUAUUGAAUCAAAAUCAAUGUUAUUAUGAAUUAUUGACCUAUCCAAGGUUCCGAUUACUUCACAUCAAAUAUUCCACUAAGAAAAAUAUUUUUGGUGGAAAAGUUUGCAAAUUUGGUUAAUAAAUAACCCAAAAAUUUAUAUUUUGUUGUUUUCUUACUGUACCAAAAAUGAACCGAACCGUGACCUCUAAACCGAGGUACGUACCGAACCGAAAUUUUUGUGUACCGUUACACCCUUAAAAAACAUAUCUCCAAAUUGUGUCGGUUUGCUUUAUUUUUUUAACAGAAAAAACAUUUAGUCAGUGUCUUGCAUGGAUGAAAUUGAAAACUGAACAGAAAAUGUGUAAAUACAGUAUAUGUAUUUUAUCAGGUAAUUCAUUAACAUACAGCCAAUUUUAUCAAAGCAUAGUUUCUACAUAUUUCAGGUAAAAUGAUGAAGGGGGUUUAUACAAUUUGGAGAUAUACUUGCUUUUCAUUGGACACAUACACUAUUUCUUGCUUUAGAAAUCAUGUUUUUUUAUUUUAUUUUACUAAUUCAUCUAGUCAAAUUUCCGCUUUAUUGUAUAAUUCUCACAGCCACAAGUGUCAGAUUAAAGAUAAUACUUUGAUUUGA
This is a messenger RNA of Nerophis lumbriciformis (worm pipefish), 5195 nucleotides long. It is a transcript of the gene zng1a, whose product is annotated as COBW domain containing. The record is from RefSeq and is a predicted model, not a curated record. Gene Ontology annotation, cellular component: cytoplasm. Lineage: Eukaryota; Metazoa; Chordata; Actinopteri; Syngnathiformes; Syngnathidae.